AUGAUGAUGAGCUCCAGCCUGCUGGAAAACCCGGUGCAGGCGAUUCUGUACCUGCGGGAGCUCACCACUAUCGUCCAGAACCAGCAGAGUCUCAUCCAGACCCAGCGCUCUCGGAUAGAGGAGCUGGACCGGCGGGUGGACGAGCUCAUCGGCGAGAACAGGCAUCUGCGGGACGUCAGGGUACAACAGCAACAUCUUUACCAUCACCACCAUCACCAUCACCCCGACCCCAGCUGCCUUCAUCAACACCACCACCCUCAGGACCCCCAGCUCAAAACUAGUGCGGGGUCUCAGCCAGAACAUGCGGCUGCACCAGCAGCACAAGUCGAGGUGACUCCGGUUGUCCAGCCGCCGCCUACCCAACCUAUGGACCCGGGAGACAUGCAGCUGGUCCCGGCCGACCCAUCAACGGUUUCUCCGGUUGAAAGUGACCCGGAAAACGGGGGAAGUUGCCAAAGCUGUCGCUCUUUGGUUCCGAUGACCCCCACAACCCUUUGUCGAUCCCUGGCCCUGGCUAGGAAAUCAGAGAGCGAGACCGUGCUGCAUCAGUUUUGCUGCCCCGCCCCUGAACAUCCAGAGGCUGACAACAGUGGCUCAGCCGGCGGACAGAUGCUGAGCCUGGAGGAUGGAACGUCCUCUGGUGGUGGACAGGAAGUAGAGGGGACCAAAAGAGAGGGACCCAGCGAGUAUGAGAUCACCCUGGAGAAUAAGAACAAACAGAUAGAAGAGUUGGAACAGAAAUACGGAGGCCAUCUCAUAUCGAGGCGGGCAGCCCGUCGUAUCCAGACGGCCUUCCGUCAGUACCAGCUCAGCAAAAACUUCCAGAAGAUCCGUAACUCUCUGUCGGAGAGCAAGUUGCCCCGCCGGAUCUCACUGCGACAUCCCAGCCCUUCAGGUCGAAACCGGAACUCAACCCAGAGACACAGUUACAGUCUGCAUCCUGGAGGAGGACAGAUACCCUUACGUUCCAAAACUCCUCCUCCUCCCCCAUGCCGCUCCACCUCUCUGCCCCCUUCUCCUGCGUCUGCUCCAACAGCUGGUCCCAGUCCUACCCCAGGUCCAGCCCCACCUCCAACACCUGGACAAACACUCACACAGCUGGAGGACUGCUUCACUGAACAGCUUCAUUCCUUGGCCCAGUCAAUUGAUGAUGCUCUUCGUGGUUGGAGCUUGUCAGAAGGCGGAGACGGGAAGGGACUACUAAUGGACCCCGGGGCCCUUCGUGCAGCUGCUGAGAGCGCUUGUCUGCCCCGCAGUGCCAGCUCGCUGCUCAUGGCCUUCAGGGAUGUCACCGUUCACAUCGACAGCAAUAGCUCUUACACCAUCUCCUCUGCUACAACCACAACCACCACCUCUCUGGGCAAUGCAGGCAGUGGACAGCCGGGCAGCAGGAAGACUUCUGUGAGUGGGAUGGGCGGGGGAGGAGAUGGCCAGUUAGCAGAGGAGCCUGAAUUUCCUGCGCCUCCGCCCAGUGAGGAGCUGGAAAUGGCUGAUCCAGGAUCCAGGAGGGGCUCAGCAGUGCCAGUUCUAGGAGUAGGAGGAGGAAUGGAGGGGGAGAGCGGCUCAGACAGACUGGGGUCUACAUCCACUUCUACCUCCACCUCUAUCUCCACCUCAGCUCAGUCUAACCAGCAACCUGCUCAGAUUUACACCCAGUACCAGCAGUACCACUACACUCAUCCUCAGCAGAUCCCUGGGGGGCCAAGCCCCGAGGCCCUGCAGGCCCUGGUCGUCUCUCUGCCCAGGGACCGCUGCCAGGAUCCAGCUUCCUGCCGCUCGCCAACUCUCUCCACAGACACACACCGCAAACGCCUCUACCGUAUAGGACUCAACCUCUUCAAUGUGAACCCAGAGAGAGGCAUCCACUUCCUGAUCACGCGUGGUUUCGUCCCGGACACGGCAAUCGGAGUGGCUCACUUCCUGCUGCAGAGGAAGGGCCUGAGCAGACAGAUGAUUGGAGAGUUCUUGGGGAACAGCAAGCUGCAAUUCAACAGAGAUGUUCUUGACUGUGUUGUGGAUGAGAUGGAUUUUUCAGGCAUGGAGCUUGACGAAGCCCUAAGAAAGUUCCAGGCUCAUGUUCGUGUUCAGGGAGAAGCACAGAAAGUGGAGAGACUCAUCGAAGCCUUUAGCCAGAGGUACUGUAUGUGCAAUCCAGAUGUGGUGCAGCAGUUUCACAACCCAGACACCAUCUUCAUCCUGGCCUUCGCUGUCGUCCUUCUCAACACUGACAUGUACUCGCCCAACAUCAAACCCCAGCGCAAAAUGGGCCUUGAUGACUUCAUACGCAACCUAAGAGGUGUGGAUGAUGGAGCAGACAUCCCUAGAGAGAUGGUUGCAGGCAUUUAUGAAAGGAUACAACAAAGAGAGCUCCGCUCCAAUGAAGACCACGUCACCUAUGUGAGCCGUGUAGAGCAGUCCAUCCUGGGCCUGAAAACUAUCCUCGCUGUGCCCCACAGACGUCUCGUGUGCUGCUGUCGUCUGUUUGAGGUGCCUGAUGCCAACAAGCCUCAUAAACAGAAACUGUCCCAGCUCCAGAGAGAGGUCUUCCUCUUCAACGACCUGCUGCUGAUCCUGAAGCUGUGUCCCAAGAAGAAAAGCUCAGCCUCAUACACUUUCUGUAAAGCUAUGGGUCUUCUGGGAAUGCAGUUUCACCUCUUCAGCAACGAAUACUAUGCCCAUGGCAUCACUAUGCUGAGCCCGUUUACCUCAGAGAAGAAGCAGCUGGUGAGUUUCUGCUCCCCAAGUGGAGAGGAGCUCAGGAAGUUUGCAGAGGAGCUCAGAGAAGCUAUCACAGAGGUCAAUGAGAUGGAACAGAUACAUAUCCAGUGGGAGCUUGAGAGGCAACAAGGCAUCCAGCCACACGGCAUACACACCAAUGGUGGACAAGUGGACACACACACAGGACACGGCUCUCCCUCAGGCCAACAGGAUCCGUACGAUAAAACUGGCAACAACAACACAGUAGAGGUGUCAAUUCACAACAGGCUGCAGACCUAUCAACUGAGCCAACCCAGCAUUGAGUCCACACCUCUGGCCCUGGCUGCUCCGCCCGCCCUGCUCAGCCCCGUUCAGGCUGGAGAGCUUCGUCCAGAAACACUCAUCCAAUGCCAGCAGAUUGUCAAGGUGAUCGUUGUGGACCAGAGCGGGCGAGGGCGGAUGGAGGCCUUCCUCAGCCAAGGCCCUGCUACGCAUCAGCUCAUCCAGUCAGCCAUGUCCACACCUGUGCGCGUCAGAGAGGGGGACGGCCCUCAGCCUCCUCUGCCGCCUCCCCCUCCCCCUUACAAUCACCCCCACCAGUUCUGUCCCCCUGACUCGCCCAUGCCCCUCCACCACACCAUGCCUCUCGUCCGCAGGCGCAACUCCAGCGGCUCACGCAGCAUCGUCUGAGUCGUCACCUACUCUACGAACCCUUGGGGGGUCAAACAUAAGCCUCUCAUACACAGAAAGACACACAUGCUGGAGCACUAGCUUUGACUGGUUAGAUUAAAGCUCAAAGGGACAAAGGCAAUGGAAACCAACAAGAAUCUAUUCAUAGUCUUGACUGAGCAGUGUUGUUUUUGAACAUGGUGUCAUUUCUGAAAGACAACUUUUUUCUUUUUUCUCCAAAAUGUCACCCAGUAGCUGAUGAUGUUGUCCGUCUAGAUUUCACACUUGUAAAGAGAUCUUGUGACUUUGCAUUUUUAAUGUCACCAGUCCAACAAAUAUGUCUGUGAGCUAUAACUGUGAAACCGAGGGGCGAUGUCAGAAAGGAAACUCUGGCAGCCCUGAAAGGACAAAGGAUCGCUUUAAAUACAAAGGACAAAACUCUGUUUUAUUUUGUUCUCUUUCAGGAUAUUCAUGUUAAGUUCCCACGUCAUUGUUCGGCCCAGGUUUUCAGUAUUAGAUACUGCGCUCACUGAGGAAUCAUUUCAGGAGAGCUAAUGUAGCUUCUCUUCACUGCAAUCUUUUUUUUUCAUCCCAUCUCUGCAUAAUGUGAAGAAACAAGAGUACCAGCUUAUUUGUUUCCUUCAUUUUCUGGGGAACAGAUAAUAAGUAUUGUGAGGAAGAAGGCCUGGAAAAAGGCUUUAGCAUCUCUACUCUGUCAUGUACAGUAUAGUGCAGUAAGCAAGGAUGUUGCUUCUCACUAAACCAACUGAAAACCACAUUCUGACGACAAUCAUAUUUUUCUGUGCUUCAUUGUUGUGCGUUUUGCUAAACUUGAGUGAGCAGAUAUCUUCACAGUAGUGUGUGGCUGCCCUGAUUCUGUGGCGUUUUGUUUUCACAGAGCUCAGGAAAGGAUAUGCUGCACUGUUACAUGUAAUAUCUGAGCAGAGCGUGCUUGUGUACUGUGUGUACUUAUGGGCAGCAGGGAGUAGGACUGGUUAUUAAUCCAAAACAAGGCUAAAACAGCCAGAGGAAGCCUUUAUCCUUCUGUACAUUUACUACUAAUGGGUUACAUAGUGUGAAUAUUGUUGUUACCUUUGGAUUUAGGCAAUAUUUGUGCCCAGAAAUUUUUUCGCUUUAGUUUGAAAAUGAAUAUAAAUUGCUCCACACGGUAGACCAAGGUCACCUCACGAAAACAUCACUACCCCCUCACAAAUUAUAUUUUUUCCUUGCACAUUGAAAAUAUUAUAUAAGCAGAUAUGCAUUCCUAUACUGAAUGUUUAUUAGGGGGAAAACUGAAGAUUUCCAUGGAAUAUUUAUUGAUUUCAUCAUUGGGUUAUCUGUCCAGUGUCGAUGGUUCGAGCUUGAGCCAGUUUGUACAGCAAAUCGCAAAUCAUCUAACUGAGACACAUCGAACACGUCUUGUACCUUUUGCACCACAGAAUAUAUUGGAUAUAUUGUAAAUAGAUAAUAUAGAUUUAUUCUGAAAAAGUGAUUGCCCAGUGUGUGUAUCUACGUAUGUAUUUGUACAGAGAAGAAUCUAGUUUAAAAAAAGGAUAUUAUAGUUAUUAUAGCUAUUAUUAUUAUUAUUAUUAUUAUUAUCCACAUUUAAUAUCAGGGGGUGUCCUUAAUCCUACUGCUAUGAGAGACAGGAAACAGGCAGCUUUUAUAGAAUACACUCCAGUUACCAUGGUAACACACACUGAUAUUAAUACAGAUCUGCAUUAAUCAUGAUAUUAUACCGUGUCAUAUUAUUAUAGGAUAAUUAAAAGAUGGCUGUGUCACCUGUUAAGGUGUGUAAAGGGCUAUGCUGUAUUGGUGAAUACGUGCAGUAAAUCACAGGUCAUGCUCACACACGCACACACACAGGUAUAUAUACAAAUGCAUACACAACUGCACAUUAACAUGCACAUAGCUGCCAAAGCAACAGCAAAUCCAGCUUAGAUUCACCUUAGAAACUGCUUGACUUCUCAAGUCAGCGACCCCACUUUGUUUACUGUAAACUCUGACUGACUUGUACUAUACAGCAUGAUAUUGUUUUUUUUUGUUUUGUUUUUUUCAUUUACAGUACACGGGGGGGAAUUUGAUUAUAUGUUUGUAUCAUUAUUGUCAGGGCAUGUUGGGUUGAUUGAUGUCAUUUUCUCCCCUCUAUACUUCCUCCCUCCUUUCUGCCCGACCCCCUUACCUCCUGCCAUCUCCGUGGUUGUCAUGGAGACGCACCAAUCUGCAUCCUCACUGUGGAGCACUGUCAUUAAUCUUUGCACCCUCACAAUAUUUCUAAAGGGGAGAUUUCUUAAAGAUCAACAUGUUUACUAAUGGAAUAUUUCUAAUUUUUUCUGUUCGAAGAGAAUGAAAGAAUAAAGUAGUUUUUACUCUCGG
This is a messenger RNA of Centropristis striata (black sea bass), 5742 nucleotides long. It is a transcript of the gene iqsec3b, whose product is annotated as IQ motif and Sec7 domain ArfGEF 3b. Gene Ontology annotation, biological process: actin cytoskeleton organization; regulation of ARF protein signal transduction. Gene Ontology annotation, molecular function: protein binding; guanyl-nucleotide exchange factor activity. The transcript has 15 exons. NCBI's taxonomy places the organism in Eukaryota, Metazoa, Chordata, Actinopteri, Perciformes, Serranidae. The record is from RefSeq and is a predicted model, not a curated record. Bases 1 to 3387 code for a protein of 1128 amino acids.